Ananas comosus (pineapple) is the source of this 1698-nucleotide messenger RNA. RefSeq names its product protein PGR-like. The transcript is spliced from 5 exons. Gene Ontology annotation, cellular component: membrane. NCBI's taxonomy places the organism in Eukaryota, Viridiplantae, Streptophyta, Magnoliopsida, Poales, Bromeliaceae. The coding region runs from base 504 to 1367 and encodes 287 amino acids. The record is from RefSeq and is a predicted model, not a curated record.
CUAUCUUAAUCAGAACUUCAUUGCAAACUUGCAAUUGAUUAUUCACCAUGGUAUAGUUUGAAAAUAGCGCGGAAACAAAGAGAGCGCAUUAAAAAUGCGGUCUUAUGUCUGACGUGGCAAACAAUUUCCAGAGACUUUAAUUCGGAAAUCUUGGCUAGGUUCGUGAAGUCUAAAUGAGAAUUAUCCCUACACCCAGAUCAUCAUCCGAACAUCCAUGAACCGCUUGAUGUAUUAUCUCUCCAUUUCGUCAACUUCCGUACGGACGGCCAGGAGGACCGGAUCACAGAUGUAACCAUGCACCCGAUUCACGUGAUAGUUUCUCUGUCGCGUUACGGAGGAUUCGUUCGCAUUGUCGCAGAGCGAGCGACUACAGGAGAGAAACUUGGAUUCGAAGAAACCAAUGGAGUCGUUUCCAUCCUCCCCCUCGAUUUUAUUACUAAAACCCUAAUUAUAGUAAUGCUCUCGGAUUCGAUAGAGCGAGAGCGAGAUCGACGCGAUCGCGGAUGGAUCCCCUCGCGAUCCGCUUCCUCGUCUCCCUCCUCGCCUCCUCCGCGAUCGCCGCUCGAUCCUUCCGCCGCAGAUCCGUGGAUCUGUCGGGCGUUCUCGUCGGGAUCCCGGUCAUGGUGAUCCACAUGACCGCGGGCUAUAGGUUCGCGGCGCUUCUUCUGGUGUUCUUCUUCACGUCGUCGAAGCUCACGAGGGUCGGGGAGGAGCGGAAGCGCGCCAUUGAUGUGGAGUUCAAGGAAGGGGGGCAGAGAAAUUGGGUACAAGUUCUAGCAAAUAGUGGUAUCGCUACAGUUUUGGUAGUUAUAGUAGCAUUCUUAACUGGGGGACAAGAUAGGUGCUUGGAUACAAAAGAGUCAAAUUAUGUAACUGGACUAAUUGGUGGUAUUAUCGGACAUUAUGCUUGCUGCAAUGGAGAUACUUGGUCUUCGGAACUUGGAAUACUUAGCAGAGGUCAACCGCGGCUGAUCACAAACUUCAAGAAAGUUAGAAAGGGCACAAACGGUGCAGUAACUGUUGAUGGGUUUCUAGCAGCAGCUGCAGCGGGCUUUGUCAUUGGGCUCACUUUCGUCCUAGUUGGAUUCCUCACCUCUGAAUGUGCUCCUAAGAUAGCUCGGAGGCAGUUGCUUGUUGUACCGAUUGCUGCAGCAGCUGGGCUGUGCGGAAGCUUGAUUGAUUCCUUGUUGGGUGCAACACUGCAAUUCAGUGGAUAUUGCACUUUGCGAAAAAAGGUGGUUGCAAACCCAGGUCCAACUGUUAGCAAGAUCUCAGGAAGGAACAUUCUAGACAACCAUGGGGUCAAUGUCGUCUCCGUGCUAUUAACAACACUUCUUACAGCGAUCGCGUGCUUGUACAUCUUCUAAGCAUACCGAUCCAUCAUUCCUCUUCGUCUACAUUUGUACGGUAGUUAAUGCUAGCCGGGUUUUCCCACAUUAUUACCAGGAUUAGUGUUAACAGUUGUACCAUAAAGCACACUAGUUGUUAACAAGGCCACGGAUUUUAAUUUUAUUCUUAGUUUUGGAUAAUUUGAUACAUUUUAUUCUUCUAUUAGUUGGGGGGCAAGAUUCAAAGUGCGCGGUGACACGAUACCUGUUGUACUUUACAUUUGUAGAAGCAUUUCGUAAUUACGUGAGGUAGUUCCUUUUUUUUUCGAUUGUAUUGUUUCCUGUAUGAACUCUAGAUGACUUUGAUAUA